UAAAAUAUCUCUCAAGUCCGCGAUCAACGAACUACACCCAAAUUGUGGGGAAUUUUGGUUCAACGUUCAACCUCAUAUCUACAAUUCUGAUUAUUAGCACAGAAUUAUAGAAUAGAAAAAAAAAUAAUAAAUAUUGUUUAUUAUAAGAUAAUAGAUCCACGGUUACAGAAGUACAGACUAUAUCGUGCAAAACUGCAAAGUACGAUAGAAGUUGACUGUUGAGUCGUUGACCUAUUCAGUAUUCUGUAUUUAAUAUUUGUACGAUCCUUAAUUUUAAAACUUCAGCCGCUUUUCAAUCGAAAUGUAUUCUAAUCAUUCAUCUGAUCCCAGAAGACCGGACAAAGAACACAGGUUCAAACCAAAAACAGUCAAUACUGAUAAUCAAGCUCUAACACCCGGUGAAGACUUGACGUCUGACUAUAUGAAUAUUUUGGGUAUGAUUUUAAGUAUGUGUGGAUUACUAAUGAAGUUCAAAUGGGCAGCGUGGUGUGCUAUGUUUUGUUCAUGUAUAAGCUUUGCAAAUUCUAAAGCAUCUGAUGACAACAAACAAAUCUUUAGCAGUUUCAUGCUUUCCAUGUCAGCAAUUGUUAUGUCUUAUUUACAAAAUGCACAUCCAAUGUCACCACCGUGGUCUACAGCAUUUGGAUAAGAAUUCUGAAUUUGGAUUUUACAAACAAAAAUAAAAAUAUGAUUUKUAUUUAUUAGGGUUUACUAAUAAUAUAUUGAUUGUUUUUUCAAAAC
This is a messenger RNA of Diuraphis noxia (Russian wheat aphid), 741 nucleotides long. RefSeq names its product protein Asterix. NCBI's taxonomy places the organism in Eukaryota, Metazoa, Arthropoda, Insecta, Hemiptera, Aphididae. Gene Ontology annotation, cellular component: endoplasmic reticulum membrane. Gene Ontology annotation, biological process: protein insertion into ER membrane. The record is from RefSeq and is a predicted model, not a curated record. Gene Ontology annotation, molecular function: protein folding chaperone.